GUUUACUGUUCCGCAAGAAAUUCCUCUCAUGUAUCCUUCUGCGAAGUGUCCAACCAGAAAUAUGCCGAAGAUGGACGGUAUUUGUUGGGUGCUCGAAUUGGGGGCGGUUCCUACAAAUUUUUUCUUUGGGCAUUAGAUGCGUUGGAUUUUGUGCCUGGUCUGUGGGAGGCGUACAAUUGGGCCCUGCAGAUGGAGUGGCGGCUCACGGUGCACUGCGUAAAGGGUCUGGGGACGGGUGCUAUUUUACUAUAUAGGGAGGCUGCCCAACCUGUUUGGCGCAUCAUGAAUUAUGCGGCGCGUUCCUUCGCCACCCUUGUGGGUGACCUGGCUCCAUUGCUCUCGGAUUUGCUCCAUCUCUCGGAUUUCAAGAGUUUCCUUCGAAAAAGUGUGCUAUUUUUAUGGCAUUUGGAACUUCAUUUGCUCGCUGCGGAGUCAAAGUUGAUUUGGCAGCUGCUUUGUUACUUUGUUACGUGUAUGAAUAUGCCCUUGGGACUUGGGUUCAAUAUGGCCCGUGAUGCACUUGGCUGGGUGCGGUACGCGUUGGGGCUUUACACCACCACGACGCUCUCUGCUCAUGUCUUUGUUGCAGUGAUCCAGACAGCCUUCAUUUUGAUUGCCUUACGUAAUGAACUACGCAACAUCGCCACACGUGAACGUGAGAAAUAUCCUUCCUUUGUGCGGCGGUAUACCGGUGGGGGUUUUGUGAUUAUGUUGCUGGCCUUUACAAGAGUGCAUUCGAUGCUCACAAUUCGAUACGUUGGGGCACACUUCAUGGUGCUGCUCAUGCUCAUUGGACUCUCCACGCUUCCUUUCUUUGUCAAGCCGUACAAUCUGGCCCUGUGUGUGGGCUUUCCAUGUGUUUCCUCGUACACGUGCCUGGCGUUUUUUAGAAAAAAUCCGGAGCGGAAGCAUGUGAUUUGUCUAUCGGUAGUCAAGGGACUGUUUGUCAUUGUGAUUGAUCGUACAAUAGGCAAAUUUGUCGCGCAAAUCCUGCGGGAGAUGUUUUUUUUUUCCAUUGGUGCGUUACUCCUCCUUGGCUUUUUUUCAGCAUGGCAAAGGGGGAUUCACAUUCGCCUCGCAAAAUUGUGCCGGCGUUUGCGGUCUGACGGGACGAGACGUGAGGGGCGCCUCUGA
This is a messenger RNA of Trypanosoma cruzi, 1134 nucleotides long. RefSeq lists its product as uncharacterized. NCBI's taxonomy places the organism in Eukaryota, Euglenozoa, Kinetoplastea, Trypanosomatida, Trypanosomatidae. The annotation marks the transcript as partial. The transcript has a single exon. The record is from RefSeq and is a predicted model, not a curated record.